Ictalurus furcatus (blue catfish) is the source of this 3132-nucleotide messenger RNA. RefSeq names its product protein SOGA3-like. The coding region runs from base 1042 to 3132 and encodes 696 amino acids. The transcript has 5 exons. NCBI's taxonomy places the organism in Eukaryota, Metazoa, Chordata, Actinopteri, Siluriformes, Ictaluridae. Gene Ontology annotation, biological process: regulation of autophagy. The record is from RefSeq and is a predicted model, not a curated record.
UCAAAACUAGGUCACCAUAGCAACCUAUCAGUAGUCUGCAAACACCACAGAAGUGACAGAGUAAUUUAAUUAUUAAAAUAUGGGACUCUGUAAUAUUUCAUUAUCUUGUAUAUGAACAUAAUUAAAAUGUUAAAAUUGUCUAAAUGAAUGUUAUUAAACGCCUUAUAUUCGCGUUUUUUGCAUAAUUUGUCUCCGCUUUUGGCUUUACUUCCGGGUUGUGACAGGGUUGCCAGGUCUGUGUAUAAAUAAUACCAUCUAAACAGCAAAACAACAACAACAACAGAAAGCACUAACUAUUAACUAUCCAACCUAGCUUUUAAAUCUAUUAGGCGUGUUAGGAUUGGAAAUGUUCUGGUUAUGUUAACCUAGCCUAAAAAAACUCCGUAUUACUUUAACAUUAUUAACUGGAAGAGUGUGGAUCUGGCAACUGUGGUUGUGAAGCUGCUGUCCGACCCUGACGGUGCUGAAAUCGAUGGAUCGUUGUUGCCACAUUGGAACGGUUUCAUCGUAUGCAUUAUGGGACAUUAUUAUAAUUGUUUGACCAGAUACCAAAUGUUUUUGUAUAUUUUCAAUAAAAAUACAUCAAUUUUAAUGUAUACGUACAUUUAUUUAUACAUAAACGUAAAAUUUACUAAAUCUACAUCCACUGAUUCAUAAACAGUCAUAACUAUUCCAAGUGCGAGCAAUCAAUAUUCAUUUGUAUUAUUUGUGUACUAAGUAGUAUAUUGUCAUUUCUCUAAAAAAGAAAAGAAAAGAAAAAAAGAAUAAAUUCCGGUGUAUUCUGAUAUAACGCUUUGAAAUUAAAACAGAUCAAAACAGACCUGGCAACCCUGUUCUUCAGUAAUCCUACAGUGGAAUAAUAAAUGUAUUAUAUUGUAUUGGCAAUUUGUUAUUGUAUUUAAUAUUUUUUAAAUUAAUUGUAUCAAUUAUUUAAUAUUCAUCCCUGUUUAAGAUUAAGAUUAUUAAAAGGAGGAAUUGAAAUCUACCAUGAGGAAGGAUAAUGAAUCUAACUUGGCUACCUCCCGGUAGCGCUUCCGGUUUAUGGGUGGAUCCGGUAUCAUCACAUACAACACCGGCUACAGAGAGAAACCCAAACACUCAAACAGCACCAACAUGCAAAGCGAACCGGCAGAACCGGAAUCGGGUGGAGAUGAAGAGCUGCACGAGAAGCUCCGGAGUUUACAGGAUGAGAAUGAAGCUCUCAAAAGUGAGAUUCAGGAGAUGCGUGUGGAGAUGGAGGAGAUGCACGAUGCGUUUUAUGAGGAAGACACCUGCCGGCUACACGAGCUGCGACGAGAGCUCGAGCGAGCUAAUAAAAACUGCAGGAUCCUGCAGUACCGCGUGCGCAAAGCCGAGCGCAAACACCUGCAAUACACGUCAGGCCAAGAGAUUGACGAAGAACUGCUGAGGAACCUGGAGCAAGACCUGAAGGUGGCGAAGGACGUGUCGGUGAGGCUCCACAAUGAGCUGAAGAACGUGGAGGAGAAACGUACAAAGACAGAAGAAGAGAACGAGAGACUGAGAGAGAAACUCAUCGAGCUGGAGGUCGACAAAGAGACACUGCAGAACGAGCUGGAGAGAGCCAGAGAGUGUCAGAAGAGGAGAGGCAGUAAAGAUGCUCAGAGGACUGAGAGGAAGAACACUCAGAGCCUCAGUGAAGAGGACAGUGAGGAUCUGAAGUGCCAGCUGUCCUUCAUUAACGAGGAAAUGACGCUCAUGAGGAAGAAGAUGGCGAAGCUCGACAAGGAGAAGGAUGACGCGGAGCAGGAGCUGCAGAAGUAUCGCGCCUUUUACGGUGACUUCGACAGCCUCCAGUUUAAAGGUGAAGCCGUGGGCCCGCCCACCGCCCGUCAGUCAGAGCUGAGGCUCCGCCUCCGAUUGGUAGAAGAGGAGGCCAACAUCCUUGGGCGCAAGAUCGUCGAGCUGGAGUUGGAGAACCGAGCUCUGAGGGCGGAGCUCGACAACAUGAGAGGAGGGGAACUGUCUCCAGGAGCAACAGGGGGUGUGGCUGAUGUAAAUCAAGGGGCGGGGCUUUCUGAACUGAGGCAGCAGUUGCAGCUAGUGGAAGACGAGGCGGAAUUUUUGCGGCGAACUUUGGCAGACACGGAGGAGCAGAACAGGAAAGUGAAGAGCGAGCUGAAGAAGCUGCGGUUUAAAGAGGCAUCGAGGCACGCGGCUGAGGGAGGAGCUCUAUUGUCGGAGGACGGAGCUAAGGCUAUGGAGAUGUUGAAGGAGGAGCUGAAAGCAGCACGGCUGCAGGUGAACGAGCUGAGCGGGAAAGUGAUGCAGCUGCAGUAUGAGAAGAGGGUGAUGCUUAAUAAACAGAGCGAUGAUGGUGGAAGAGAAGAAAGAGGAGGAGGAGGGGGAGGAGGAAAAGAAAGCAGAGGAAGAACAGAAGAAGAGGAAGGAGGACAAGAAAAAGGAGGAGGAAAUUUAGAAGAAGGAACUAGAGCAGAAGAAGCAGUAAAAGAAAGACAAGAAGGAGGAAUUGGAGAACAGGAAGGAGGAGGACAUGAGGAAGAGAAGGUAGGAAGAGGAGUAGAAGGACGAGGAAGAGGAGAAACCGCAGGUGGAGGUGGAAGAGAAAGAGGAAAAAGUGGAGGAGAAGAACGAGGAGGAAGAGAAAGAGAAAGUGACUCCUCCUCUUCAUCACUCCUUCCUCUCCAUCAGAAGCGUGAAGGCCCCAUCGGCGGUGAAAGUGACUCAGAGGAGUUUCUGCACUCGUCUGUUUCUCCUCAUCCCCUCAUCCGUCGCUCCACUCCUCCAACGCUCCCUCGUUCACCUCGUGAUCGCCAGCGCGUGACGGAGAUCCGGGCCGAGGCAGAGCGUCUGACGCACACCAUCGAGCUCCUCAUCGCUCACACGCAGGAGUUUGUGGCUGAUGGAGAGCAGACUGGAGGAGAGGAUGGUGAUGGAGCUGAUGAUGAAGACGUGAGGACACGUGAACGGCAGCUGCUCCAUCGCAUCGGCACGCAGAUGAACGAGUUCAGAAACGAGCUUCAGGGGUUUAUGGGAUUUAUAGAGACACUGGACGGAUCCAAACGGGAGGAAACGCAUCCGGAAGAGCGGCUGUCUGUAAGUGUAUGUGUGGUUUUUGCGUUUGUGUGUGUGUGUGUGUGUGUGAUACAUUAG